AUUUCCACUCGUCCUGUCGCCCUUUUAGGUCGCGUUGGAUUUCAGAAAAUCUAUCGGUCUUUUUUUUUUUUUUUUUUUUAACCCCAAAGCAAGACUUAUAUGAAUGGCAAGUCGUUCAGUUUCGAAUAAUUGGAUCUGUUAGCUUGUAGCUAGCUAGCUAGCUAGCUAGCGAACGAGCGCUACAGCUAAAAUAGCUCGAAAUUCAUCGCAGAUGUGGUAUUGCUGUCUUUUCUGUUACAGGAAUGCCCAAGGAAAAAUAUGACCCGCCGGAUCCCAGGCGGAUGUACACAAUAAUGCCCAGCGAAGAGGCAGCCAAUGGGAAGAAGUCAUAUUGGGCUGAGCUGGAAAUUAGUGGUCGAGUAAGAAGUCUCAGCACUGCCCUUUGGUCUCUCACCCACCUCACUGCCCUGCACCUCAGUGACAAUUCGUUGUCACGCUUACCGCCAGACAUUGCCAAACUUCACAAUUUGGUGUACCUGGAUCUUUCAUCCAACAAGAUCAGGAGCCUGCCGGCAGAGCUCGGCAACAUGGUGUCUCUCAGGGAACUGCUUUUAAAUAACAACCAGUUGCGGGUUCUGCCGUUUGAAUUGGGAAAACUGUUUCAGUUACAAACACUGGGGUUAAAAGGAAACCCACUUGCACAAGAAAUUAUGAGCCUGUACCAGGAACCGGAUGGCACGAGAAGACUGCUCAACUACUUGUUAGACAAUCUGGCUGGGGCCAUCAAGCGCAUACCAACAGAGCAGCCCCCGGCACGAUCAUGGAUUUCUCUCCAAGAACCAGACCGAGCACGGCCAUCAGCACUGUUCUCUGUCAUGUGCUACAAUGUGUUGUGUGAUAAGUACGCCACAAGGCAGCUGUACGGCUACUGCCCCUCUUGGGCUCUAAACUGGGAGUACAGGAAAAAGUCCAUCAUGCAGGAGAUUAUGGGUUGCAAUGCGGACAUCAUCAGUUUGCAGGAAGUGGAGACAGAGCAGUACUACAAUUAUUUCUUCCCUGAGCUGAAGGAACAGGGUUAUGAUGGCUUCUUCAGUCCAAAGUCACGAGCUAGGACCAUGUCAGAGUCGGACCGCAAACAUGUGGAUGGCUGUGCAAUUUUCUACAAGACAGAAAAGUUUAGUGCAGUACAGAAACACACAGUGGAGUUUAACCAGUUGGCAAUGGCUAACUCAGAGGGCUCAGAAGCCAUGUUGAACCGUGUGAUGACGAAGGACAACAUCGGGGUUGCUGUAUUGCUCGAAGUCCGCAAAGAGAUGAUGGAAGUCUCCUCUGGAAAGUCACUGCACGGCAUGGAGAAGCAACUGCUGUUGGUAGCCAACGCCCACAUGCACUGGGACCCGGAAUACUCUGAUGUUAAGCUGGUUCAGACCAUGAUGUUCCUUUCGGAAGUGAAGAACAUUGUGGACAAGGCAACGCGCAGCCUCAAGUUGUCUUCGGUCUCUGGUGAAACUAAUGGGAUUCCACUGGUGCUCUGCGCUGACCUCAACUCUUUGCCUGACUCUGGAGUGGUGGAGUACUUAAGUACGGGUGGAGUGGACUGCACCCACAAGGACUUCAAGGAGCUUCGCUACAGUGACAGUCUGACCAAAUUCAACUGCAAUGGCAAGAACAGCACGUCCAAUGGCAGGAUCACCCACGGCUUCAAGCUGAAAAGCGCUUACGAGAACGGCCUGAUGCCUUACACCAACUACACAUUUGACUUCAAGGGUGUCAUCGACUACAUUUUCUAUUCCAAGCCUCACCUGAACGUCCUGGGCAUCCUGGGUCCCCUGGAUCCUCACUGGCUGGUAGAGAACAAUGUCAGCGGCUGCCCGCACCCCCACAUCCCCUCUGACCACUUCAGUCUUUUCACCCAGUUGGAGUUGCUCUUGCCCAACAUACCCCCCCAGGUCAAUGGCCUCCAUUUGCCUGCACGCAGGUAGUGAGUCCCUGCCACUCCACCAGAGGGGAGGGGAGGGGGGCUCUCUGCCUUCCCACGACCAGCUCUUCCCUCUGCCACCCCCAGAGGAGAGAGGCAAAAAAGAAAAAAAAAACACAACCUGUAAAAUAUUCAUACAGUGAGGUCUGGCCAACAGGGAUUUCGUAUGAUAGAUAUUCUAUAUUUUUCUUUUUCCUCUUUUUUUUAACUGCUCAAUUCAGUCCAAUUUAUUUUGUCUUCUGGACUCCCUUUCCCCACCCAUUUGUACACAUUCUUUUCUCUCGCUACACAGGAUGGUAGCUCAUCCCGCGUUUUUCGACGCGAGAGGGAGGGCCGCUUUUAGCGGAGAAACUUCCGAGCCGGUGUGUGUGUGUGUGUGUUUGUGUGUGUGUGUCUGUAGGUCGGUCUGUUUGUCUGUCUGUCCUUUAUAAACCUGAAACCAGCAAAGACGGCAGACGUGUCACUCUUUACACCUUCAUUGUGCGGGAAAGAGAGCUGGUUGUCGGGAUUGGAGACAGAUUCUUUUCCCCGCUGUCGUUUUGUGGUGCUCGGGGCCCUGCGGAGUGCUCAUGGCCUCCUGUGGUGCUACACCUGACCCCCUAACCCGGCCUGGCCCUGGUGCAAUAGCUCCCACACUUCACACAGCAUGGAGGGAGGCUUUGAGAAACCGCUACCAACCUAAAUUUUAGACUGUUUUUUGGUGGUGGUGUUAGUUAAGUCUUGCGCUGUACAGCGCACUCAACCUGCACUUCAUUUAGGGUUCAGGGCAUUUGGGGGGGUUUAGUCUUAUUGCUUCUAGUCAGCAAGCAAGAAAGCAAGUCAUGGGUGGUACGACCAGCAUUCCUUCCACUGUCCAGCUCAACACGCACGCGCGCACACACACACCACACACAAGCACACACGCGCACACACACGCACACAGACCUGUAGCACUGUCUCGACGGCCAGUAGUGAUCUUCCUGCUUCUUAAGUCCCACACACACAACACACACCCACCCACAUGACAGACAUCAGUGUUUUUGUUAAGGUUUUGUUUCCCACAAGUGUUUGUACAGAAUCAAAAACGUAGACUCAGUCUUUACAUGAUUGUAUAUGAACCACAGAAGACUCGUUUUCUGGUGUUUUUUUGUACCAAGAAUGAAUUCUGAUCCCAUUUGUGAGAAGAUUGUAUGUAAACUAUGGCUAAAUUUUUAUCCCGUUGAUGUUGCGAUGAAAUUGAUGACCAGCUUGUACAAACGACGUAAGCAGAAGAAGAGGUUGUUCAUGGCGUUUGUCACGACUUUGCACUCCUUUUCGAGAUGAACCAUCACAGUGUAUUUUUUUUUUGUUUUUUACAGCCCGACAACACAAUUGAUUUCUGCACUAUUUGGUUUGUUUGCGGCAAUUGUACAUAAGACGCUCAGUCAACUUUGCCAUCCAUCAUUCCCACCAGCUCACCUCCCAUCAACAAACAGGCAUCUAAAUGUGGCAUAUGACUGACACCCAAGAAAAGAAUCCCACGUCCGAGCAAACAUCGUGCCUCAUUGUAGCAGUCGUUGUCUUGCACUACUAAACAUUCGACAAAUGCCUGAACAACCUUUUCUGCUUUUAUUUUUAAAUACUGAGAUGUUUGUGAAGAGUUUGUCCUUUUUGUGUUUUGUUAAAACUUGGUUGUCCUUUUAUUUUAUUUUUUUUUUUACGAGCCCUGACAAUGUUAAAAAUGUUUUUUUUUUUUUUUUUUGCGCUCCCCCCAGUAAUCAUGUGUAUGUGUGACUCCCCCUACUUAAGAUCAGAGUUGUCUUUUAUGAACUCAUCUUUGUACAUUAGCAUAGCUGUGCUGCUUUUCUUUCACGGUGAGAUCACCUCCAACUUUUAAAGAAUAGCCACCCAAAUUUGCCCCUCACCCAGAGGACCACCCCCCCAACCUUUAUUUCGUCAGUGUCAUUUUAAAUCCCUUUUGAGCAACCACUUUAUAUCAUUGUCAAACACACGUCGCUGCAGCUACUGUGCCAUCCGUAGACCCUCCCCACCUCCCCCCGAUCCCAGUUCUCCUUUGGUUCCUCCCUUCUGCAAAAUGUCGGCAGCAAUGCCUGACCUGGCUUUUAAUGGCACGGGAAAACGAGCACUUAGUAGACCCUAACCCCCCUGCCUGACUCAUCCGAAUCAUUAACCCCUCACCACUUGUUUUAAAGUCAGGGAAGCAAAAAAAAAUAGGAAGUAUGAAGUUAGUCUUCAGAGGUCUUUCCUGUCCAGUUUGUUUACCUCCUUUAUGUUUUUAACCGAAAAACCAACAGUGUCCACUUCUUUCCCUUUCCUUCUCCUGAAUGGCAUUAGUAUUGUAGUAGAUUAAAAGGCUAGCUUUUUUUGUAAAGUGUGAAUAAAAGAUGUAUCUCAUGUUUCCUUUCUAAGAUGAUAUUGAAUUGUGUUGAUGUAUAAAUAAUUGAAUUCUUCAAUGAUAUUGUUUGCUACUUUUUAGUACUUUCCCAUUGUACGCGCUUACCCUGCCACAUACCAAAUCCUUUCUAGAUGAUGUGUAGAGGAGUUGAAUGUUCCGGAAUGAAGUUUUUGGAAUCAGGAAGGGCAUAUGUUUUGGUGUUAUGGACUCAACCCCCUCCCCUUUUUUCAUUUUUUUUUUUUUUUUUUGGUUUUGUUUUAAUUCGUGGUUAUUGUAACUUUUCAGCUUUAUUGCGGAUAUUUUGACUGGCACUAGCUGGAGAGUGCUAGUGCCUGAAGGUGAGGGCAGCAGAGCUGACCUCCUCGUGGCCGCCGAGCUUUUGAUGUACCGGUGAUCGCCGGACUGACUGCUCUUGUGAUCGUUUUUCUUUCUUUCUUACCCCCUCCCGAACCCCCUUUGAAUAUCCCAUUGCUUGAUUUUAUUUAAUUUAACACGCUUCCCUUGUGAAAUGCAGACUGCUGCCUCCAAGGUUGUGCUUUUUUUCCCCCCGUUGUGUUCCUUUCUGCCGAGAGUGAUUUAGUAUCCCCAAGCUGCAUCUUUUCUUGUUACGGUGCACACCAAAGCUUCUCAUAGUUACAGAUCAUAUUUCUCAUCCAAAUGACAUGAAAUGUAGGGCUGCAAGGAAUGUUUUCCUUGAAUCGACUCAAUUAGACUUUCACUUAAUUAAUUGCAUCCUUUCAGAAAAAAAUGGCAAUAAUACUCUCAACAUUCUGACUUUUUUUUUUUUUUUUUUGGGCGGGGGGCGUUUAAUGCGGAGACUAAUGUAGCUUCUCACGUCUUUUAACACUGCGCUCACUGUAGUUAGCUGAUGCAUUGAUUUCACUUGUAUAUUUGCUCAUCUCCUCCCCUUCUGCUGACCUCGUGCUAGUUGUUCAAUGAUCAGGAUUGUCUAUCUGUAGUCAGCUGAGUACAUUUUAUUGAUCUGUCACUGUGUUUAUGCACUGGACCAACUAUUGUUUACCAUUCAUUAAAUACCAGCAAAGGAAAAAAAAAAAGAAAUUAAUAACUGAUGACAAAACACUUGCACAAUGUUGUAGAAUGUCCAUUAACCCAGACAAGAAAUCAAGGCAGCUCUUUUCAAAUCAACGUAUAUUGUUUGAAAAAAGGAACUGAAUGGUAAACAAUGUUUUCUGUUGUACACUUAGCCGUCCUCUCAAUUCUCUUUGGACUAGUUUUGUACUUCCCCCUGCCCCCCUCUUGACUACAGGUUCUGCUUGUUUCCUUUUCACCUAUCUAUGUAUUUUCCUACUUCUUGUUCAGAAUAAAUUCUAUAUUGUCUGUUUCAAGCUGUGUCACCUUUUAUUCUUUGCAAGGAAUAUUGGAAAUAAAUUCUAUAUC
Messenger RNA from Syngnathoides biaculeatus (alligator pipefish), 5690 nucleotides. RefSeq names its product CCR4-NOT transcription complex, subunit 6a (gene cnot6a). Bases 243 to 1922 code for a protein of 559 amino acids. The record is from RefSeq and is a predicted model, not a curated record. Gene Ontology annotation, molecular function: protein binding; poly(A)-specific ribonuclease activity. Lineage: Eukaryota; Metazoa; Chordata; Actinopteri; Syngnathiformes; Syngnathidae. Gene Ontology annotation, cellular component: nucleus; CCR4-NOT complex; cytoplasm. Gene Ontology annotation, biological process: nuclear-transcribed mRNA poly(A) tail shortening. The transcript has 12 exons.